AUGACGCUCGCAAGCACUCGCACUUGGCUCCAGCCCACGUCCCGCGAACUUUGGCACCGGGGGCGGACGGUCGCACCCAUCUCCCCUUGCGCAUCCUUGUUGAAACGACGUGGCGUGCACACGUCCCCUGCUUUGGCGACUGCGCGGGUUGAUUACGAGCGCCAGGCCUCCGCGGGAGGGCAGAUCAACUCUCUAGCUCUCCGAGAUGUUGAGAUGUUUGUGCAGACGCACAUGCACCGAGCCCUGCCGAACCGUUUGCAAGACCCUGCGCUGCUUGCUGACGCGAUGCGGGCUUUCUACGAAAAGUCUGACUGUGAGGGUACGGCGGAUAAGGUUUUAACGGCCCUAGGGGCUUCGGAGGACAUGGCUGAGCCCCAACAGAUGGAACUAUUCGAAGCAGCCAAGGCGGUGCUGGCUGAUGUCGAAGGGGCUGGAUCCACGCCUUUGGCUCAGGAUGCAGAGUAUGCACCACAUGGCACCCAGACAGUGCCACAAUUGGCUUUGGGGGGGGCCCUCAUGUGCACGGUUGGUGGCUUUCUGGACUAUCCCAAGACUCAAGUGAGCGCCGAGCUCUUGGCUGCACAAACCUCGGCCCUCUAUGCCACCGCCAACAUUUUGCACCACUGGGCCACGCCUGAUGGUAUCCAAACAGCUGUGAUGCUCUACGGCGAACUGGCCCGUCUUGGUCACGGCCUGGCCAGCUUUCAGCUAGGUAUCAUGCGCCUGACGGGCGAGGCCAUGGACCAGGACUAUGAUCGCGCCCUGAAGCUAUUCAGCGUGGCCGCCCAGCGUGGUGUGGGCGAGGCUUACUUGCAAAUGGCCAUGAUGACUCACAAAGGCCUGGGACUCAGUGCGCCAGAUUUGCCGCUGGCACAGCAGUACUAUCAGCUUGCUCGUGACAAUGAGGUGCCCGGUGUCAGCUUCCCAUACGCGGUCGCCUUGAUCCAGGAGAGUGCCGCUAAUCAGACACCCCCAGAUGCCGAGCGACUGUCGUCUUUGCUGAUCGAGGCACUCGCAGCUGCCGUGGGCGACGACCACCAACGCUAUGAGGUUGCUGCUACCAUGUGCCAGGUGCAGGUGGAGCAUCAGUUGGCACUGCAGGUUCUCGUGGAGCUGGCAGAGCAGAAGCACCACUUUGCCGCCGCUCAAGCAGCGGGGCUGGCGCUCAAGCAGCAGGGCGACGCGGCAGGUGCCGAGCACUUUCUCCGCCUCUCAGCCCAGAUCCUGCGCGAUGCUGCUGCCCAGAAAGCACAGCCUUAUGGUGCACCCGCCAUCAAUUAUGACCACACCGGCUCGAGCUAA
Molecule: messenger RNA, 1302 nt
Organism: Monosiga brevicollis MX1
Lineage: Eukaryota; Choanoflagellata; Craspedida; Salpingoecidae
Exons: 1
Coding region: 1-1302 (433 amino acids)
Biological process (GO): ERAD pathway
Cellular component (GO): endoplasmic reticulum membrane
Molecular function (GO): protein binding
Source: RefSeq, a predicted model, not a curated record